CCCCGCUCUGACACCGGGGCUGGCGCACAGACGUGAAACCAGGGAAAUUCUUCACAUGACCUUUGGGACGAACCAUUUGCCUUUUCCUAAACAGGCCAUACCAACUUGCCCACAACAAACAUGGGCCUCCUCGCGCCCCAUUCCGCCUUGAUAUGCGCUUCGGCAGCCAUCUUUCUCAAGGGCAGGGCGCCAGCCGGAAGGUCACACCCUACCUGUCUCAGAUAACGCCAGCCGCCUUGAACUCACCAAGAGUCCAAUUGCAAGCGACGCUUUCACCGGAACAGCUCGUCCUCACGACCGGAAGGGGCUGCGCCGCAGCAAAUGGGACCAGCCAGCUCCAGCCCCCCUUCUCUUUCUCCCACCGUCGGCCCCAGGUGGGGAGGUUCCCAGCAGUGGGGGGAGUCCUGGGGGCUCCGCGGCUGCUCCCUCUGGCGCCUUGGAUGCCGCUGCUGCCGUGGCUGCCAAGAUCAAUGCCAUGCUCAUGGCCAAAGGGAAGCUGAAACCAACUCAGAACGCUGCUGAGAAGUUCAGCUUAACUUCUAUCGACGUAAUCACGUAAAGGGACGAUGUAAUAUGUUAUUCAACACGUGCAUUUUCCCUGAAGUCAAAAGAGAUGUUAAGCUUCAGGCUGCUGGCAAAGGCCUAACUAGCAGUAAAAGCAAGGAUGACCUGGUGGUAGCUGAGGUCGAGAUCAACGAUGUGCCUCUCACGUGCAGGAACCUGCUGACUCGAGGGCAGACUCAGGACGAGAUCAGCCGACUUAGUGGGGCUGCAGUAUCAACUCGAGGGAGAUUCAUGACCGCUGAGGAGAAGGCCAAAGUGGGACCGGGGGAUCGUCCGUUAUACCUUCACGUUCAGGGCCAGACACGGGAAUUAGUGGACAGAGCAGUAAACCGAAUCAAAGAAAUUAUCACCAACGGGGUGGUCAAAGCUGCCACGGGGACGAGUCCAACUUUCAAUGGUGCGACAGUCACUGUGUAUCACCAGCCAGCGCCCAUUGCACAAUUGUCUCCAGCCGUUAGCCAGAAGCCUCCCUUCCAGUCAGGGAUGCAUUAUGUUCAAGACAAAUUAUUUGUGGGUCUAGAGCAUGCUGUGCCCACAUUUAAUGUCAAGGAGAAAGUAGAAGGUCCAGGCUGCUCCUAUUUGCAGCACAUUCAGAUUGAAACGGGUGCCAAAGUCUUCCUCAGAGGCAAAGGUUCAGGUUGCAUUGAGCCAGCAUCUGGCCGAGAAGCUUUUGAACCUAUGUAUAUUUACAUUAGUCAUCCCAAACCAGAAGGCCUGGCCGCUGCCAAGAAACUCUGUGAGAAUCUCUUGCAAACAGUUCAUGCUGAAUAUUCUAGAUUUGUGAAUCAGAUUAAUACUGCUGUACCUUUACCAGGCUAUACACAACCCUCUGCUAUAAGUAGUGUCCCUCCUCAGCCACCAUAUUAUCCAUCCAAUGGCUAUCAGUCUGGUUACCCUGUUGUUCCCCCCCCUCAGCAGCCAGUUCAACCUCCCUACGGAGCACCAAGCAUAGUGCCCCCAGCUGUUUCGUUGGCACCUGGAGUCUUGCCAGCAUUACCUACUGGAGUCCCACCUGUGCCGACACAGUACCCACUGACGCAAGUGCAGCCUCCGGCCGGCACUGGGCAGAGUCCGAUGAGUGGGCCUUUUCUUCCUGCUGCUCCUGUCAGAACUGCCUUGCCUGCCGGCCCCCAGCCCCAGCCCCCGCCCCCGCCCCCGCCCCCACUCCCAGCUCAACCCCAGGCACAGAAGAGGCGAUUCACUGAGGAGCUGCCAGAUGAACGAGAAUCUGGACUUCUUGGAUACCAGCAUGGACCCAUUCAUAUGACUAAUUUAGGUACAGGCUUCUCCAGUCAGAAUGAGAUUGAAGGUGCAGGAUCGAAGCCGGCAAGUUCCUCAGGCAAAGAGCGAGAGAGGGACAGGCAGUUGAUGCCUCCACCAGCCUUCCCAGUGACUGGAAUGAAAGCAGAGUCUGAUGACAGGAAUGGGUCUGGGGCCGGAGCAGGGGGCCACGAUUAUCCAGUCAAGAAGAUGAAAACUGCAGAGAAGGGAUUCGGGUUGGUGGCUUAUGCUGCAGAUUCAUCUGAUGAAGAGGAGGAGCACGGGGGUCAUAAAAAUGCAAGUAGUUUUCCACAGGGCUGGAGUUUGGGGUAUCAGUACCCUUCAUCACAACCACGAGCUAAACAGCAGAUGCCAUUCUGGAUGGCCCCGUAGAAACAGUGGAACAGAGCUUUGACCCUCGGUGACUCUUUAGCAAUAAUGCAUGCAUUUGAUUUAAUAAGACUCUGGGGCCUGUACUGGGAACCAUCAUGGACCUUUGCAGAAGUUAGAGAUGCAAUGUCCCCUCUCUUAAAGGGGCUUCAUUCUUUUUUAAACAUCCUUGUUUCUGCAGUGGCAUAGUAUCUGUUAAAAUUUACUUAGAAUCACAAAUUUGUCUCAGAAGCUUUUUAACAGUUGGUGAAAUGUGCUUGUUCAACAGAGCAUCCCAGCAGGGUCAUUCCAGUAUACAUUUGACCUGUCCAGCCUUUUCCACAUGAAUGGCCAACUAUUCUGACAAAAAGAAAGUGUUAUUUGUAUUUUACUACUGUUUGGUCAAUUUUGCUGACAACUGGUCACAAAGCCUUACUAAUUAUUAGUGGGGAGUUGAUUUUAAGACCAUCCUUCCCUUUCAGCACCUUUAAAUCUAAGAACAGUUCAUCCCUAUUUCAUUUUUGCAUUCUUUUCUGUUCUGGAAAAUGCAGUUUUACUAAUUUAAAGCUGUUGGAUAUAGCUGGAUCCUGACUAGGAAAAUGAAGGUGUUUUUGGUUUUUUUCUUCAUUAUGUCUUUUUAUUGGGAUGAUGCAAAGCUGGCACCUUCAGGCACUCUUGUCCCAGAAAGCCAUUGCAGCUUUUAUUGCCCUUCUAAUAAGCUCCAUGUCUUCAGCUGGGUCCGAGAAAACCGCUUGAUCAAAAGCUGGUCAGAACUCAUCACAAAUGAAACACAGUGGUCUGUCUCUCCGAACUGGUUGCAGCUAAAAUAGAGAGAGAUGUGACUGCUCACAAUAGGAUGGAUGGUGGACUUAGUGACUGAAAUUGCAACUUGUCCUUUUCCUUGGCAUUACAGGUUUUGCCAAAAGAACUUUUUUGUAUCAAAUACUGAUGUGUGAAAGAAGGAGCUAGUCUGCUGAACCAGGAGUAGUUUGAGAUACUGAACUGUCAUUUUUGCACAUUUGAAUACUUUGCAGGCUGGCUUUGUAUAAUAAACAUAUUCUCUGGUUUCCUAUAUGUUGUAAAUAUUUAGACCAUAAUUUCAUUAUAAAUAAAUGUAUAAAUAUU
Zalophus californianus (California sea lion) is the source of this 3318-nucleotide messenger RNA. RefSeq names its product KH domain containing 4, pre-mRNA splicing factor (gene KHDC4). The coding region runs from base 574 to 2217 and encodes 547 amino acids. The transcript is spliced from 16 exons. The record is from RefSeq and is a predicted model, not a curated record. Lineage: Eukaryota; Metazoa; Chordata; Mammalia; Carnivora; Otariidae. Gene Ontology annotation, molecular function: RNA binding. Gene Ontology annotation, cellular component: nucleus.